This is a messenger RNA of Haemonchus placei, 642 nucleotides long. The record is from the annotation of a GenBank genome assembly. Lineage: Eukaryota; Metazoa; Nematoda; Chromadorea; Rhabditida; Trichostrongylidae.
AUGAAUAUCUUUCGGCUCGCCGCGGAUAUGUCGCAUCUUAUUGCGAUACUUAUCCUGUUGGCCAAGAUGUGGAAGACCCGCUCGUGCUCUGGCAUUUCGGCUCGUUCCCAGAUCCUUUUUGCCAUUGUGUUCACGGCCAGAUAUUUGGAUCUUUUCACGACCUUCAUUUCAACGUACAAUACGGUUAUGAAGGUGUUCUUCAUAAUUUCUUCAUAUGGUACACUCUACCUUAUGCUUAUCAAAUUCCGUCCUACCUAUGAAAAAGAAAGUGAUAGUUUCCGUGUUGAAUUUCUCCUAAUCCCCUGUGUCCUGCUAUCACUUCUUAUUAAUCAUGAAUUCACUACAAUGGAAGUCCUAUGGACGUUCAGUAUCUAUCUGGAAGCCGUUGCAAUCAUGCCUCAGUUGUUUAUGUUACAAGCAACCGGAUCCGCUGAAACUAUCACCGCUCACUAUCUGUUCUUCUUAGGCCUCUACCGCGGUCUUUACAUUCUUAACUGGGUUUACAGAUACUACACCGAAUCAUUCUUCGAUCCAAUUGCUACUGUGGCUGGAGUUGUACAAACUGUUCUUUAUGCGGAUUUCUUCUACCUGUAUGUGACCCGUGUAGUGAGAACGCGUAAAGCCAUGGAGCUUCCAAUCUAA